AUGGGGGACCCAGACCCAGAGAUGGGGGGACAGACCCACAGGUGGGGGUCCCAGCCCCAUAGAUGUGUGUGCCCCUGGACACCUGGGUCCCCUCUGCCCCAUAGAUCCGGGUCCAGCCCCAUAGGUGGGGGUCCCCCCGGCCACCUGGGUCCCCUCCCCAGUCCCCUGGGUCCCCCCUCCCCGGGCACCUGGGGCCCUUCCAUCCCUUCCCUGGCCCCAUGGGUGCCCCCUGCCCCACGGCCGUGGGUCCAGCCCCAUAGCCGUGGGGUGGGGCCGUCCCCAGACGAGUCGUGCUUCACCCCGCUCUUCGCCCACGAGGAGAUGGGGGAGAUCGUCAAGAACUUCCUGGUGGUCCACGUCGACCCCCCCGGCAUGGAGGAGGGCGCCUCCCCCUACCCCCCAGGGUACCAGUACCCCUCGCUGGAGCAACUGGCCGAGAUGAUCCCCUGCAUCCUCCAGUACCUCAACAUCGCCAGCAUCAUCGGGAUGGGGGUGGGGGCCGGCGCCUUCGUCCUGGCGAAAUUUGGGCUGCUGCACCCCGAGGCGGUGGAGGGGCUGGUGCUGGUCAACAUCGACCCCCAGGCCAAGGGCUGGAUGGACUGGGCCGCGCACAAGCUCUCGGGCCUGACGUCCUCCACCACCGACAUGAUCCUGGCCCAUCUCUUCACCCAGGAGGAGCUGUCGGCCGCCCCCCCAGCCGUGCAGAGCAGCCGGGCCCGGCUGGGGGCGACCCCCAACGCCCCCCUGCUGUGGGGCAUGUACAACAGCCGCGGUGACCUGGGCCUGGCGCGCAGCGGGGCCGGCAGCCUGCGCUGCCCCAUGUUGCUGGUGGUGGGUGACGGCUCCCCCCACGAGGAGGCCGUGGUGGAGUGCAACGCCAAGCUGGACCCCACCCAGACCUCCUUCCUCAAGAUGGCGGACGGAGGGGGGCAGCCCCAGCUCAGCCAGGUGAGGGGUCAAAGGUCACCAGCGCCAACGGGGGGGACGUGGCUUAAGGGGGAGGGGGCGUGGGGCGUGGUCUUGACCCCCCCCCCGCUGACAGAGGCCUUCAAGUACUUCCUGCAGGGCAUGGGCUACAUGGCGGCGGCGGCCAUGACGCGCCUCUCCCGCUUCCGCACCGCCUCCGUCUCCAGCUCCGCCUCCGGGGAGGGCGAGCGGGGCCGCAGCCGCACCCUCUCUCGGGGCAGCCUGGGGGGGGCGCCCCCGCCCCAUAGACCCCGCCCCGCUUUGG
Messenger RNA from Chroicocephalus ridibundus (black-headed gull), 1231 nucleotides. Its product is annotated as protein NDRG2-like. Gene Ontology annotation, cellular component: cytoplasm. NCBI's taxonomy places the organism in Eukaryota, Metazoa, Chordata, Aves, Charadriiformes, Laridae. Gene Ontology annotation, biological process: signal transduction. The annotation marks the transcript as partial. The record is from RefSeq and is a predicted model, not a curated record. The transcript is spliced from 12 exons.